CAAAGCCAAAAUGAAGCAGAUAGUCCUUCUGUUCUGUAUGUACUCAGCAUUCGCCAUCCUCCAGGUCGAUGCUGGGGGACUCAGCAAAGAGACGCUGGGAUUAAUUGGCGCCCUCAAUGCUCUGAACGGUGGUGUGGUGAACAGAAUGAACGGCGCCCUGAUGAACAUCCCUCCUCAGGUGCCACAGGUGCUGCCCGCCAUUCAGCCACUGGUCAUCCAGCAGCCUGGCAUUCCUGUGGGUCAGGUGGCUGUGCCCUUGGCUCCCGAGCUGGCCGUCCCAUUGGUGCAGCAGCCUGCGUUUGUGGGGUCUUUGCUGCAGCAGCCCAGCGGGGUCUUGUCUCAGCUUGGCAUCCAGCAGCCUGUGCCGGGUCAGCCUCUCUUCCUCCUCCUGUCUCAGCCCAACGUGGCAGCUGCCCAGCGCGCCGUGGUGCCCGCUCUCCAAGUGCAGGGGGCGAUAGUGGAUCCAAACUGCAACCAGCAGCAGGCGGCGGCCCAGGGAGCGGCUCAGGCUGCAGUGGCGCCCAUCAGGAGAGUGAAGCAUUCAGCCCCUGGGAAUGCCAAUCCCAUAAUACCCGCUGCCGGAGCACUUCAGGACUCCAUUCCUGGAAGAGCUCGUCAAGUAAUGUCACUGGCAGAACUCCUGGGGCUGCCACCAGCUCGUGCCACUGUGACACCAUCAGACAUUAAAGGGGGUGAGCCUGCCCCACUGGAUGCUUCGCCAACUGAACCAGCAGCGCCAGCUUCACCUUAAUGCCAACAGUAUCUGGUGCCUUAAAGGUGGUCUGUGGGCCUGACUGACUGACGGAAUUCAGACCUGAGCACCGAUAAACUCAUCUACAGUGUCUGAUACUUAACGUGUCUUAUGAUUUACAAGCUGAAAUUGGGACGAGAUUAUUAAGUCUACAGCCGGGGGGACACUGAUCACCUUUGGGACAUUCAGCCCUGUCUGCUCAGCUGCUUACCUUUGAUAGCACUAAGUGUGCUUACGGUGAAAGGCGCUAUAUUAGAAUUCUGCAUUAUAUCCUUAACACUGAAACUGAUGCUCCUUUUUGCUCUUUCCAUGGUGUGCCUCUUAAACUGGGAUGAAGGUGGGUGGGGGGGGCACACGAGGGGCCGCCCUUCUCUUUGCUGUAUCUGUGCCACUUCAAAAUAAAAGUCCUGGCAUUUCAUGA
This is a messenger RNA of Polypterus senegalus (gray bichir), 1172 nucleotides long. RefSeq names its product BUB3-interacting and GLEBS motif-containing protein ZNF207-like. The record is from RefSeq and is a predicted model, not a curated record. NCBI's taxonomy places the organism in Eukaryota, Metazoa, Chordata, Cladistia, Polypteriformes, Polypteridae. Bases 11 to 751 code for a protein of 246 amino acids. The transcript is spliced from 11 exons.